AUCAUUCAACAUGAUGCGGAGUCCUCUAAUCAAACUGAAUAUACAAGAAGGAAAACGGAUGAUCUACGAAAACGACAUGCUAUUCAAAGCAGACAGCAACCAAGGGAACUCAAGCUGAAAGAAGCACAGAUACGCAAGCAGUUUCGUCAAGCUGUUAAGACGCAAACGCGGCAGUUUAAAUUGUACCAAACCCAGCUGAUGCAGGCAGCACCAAAGGAAGAACACAAGGAGAUUGCAACGCAGUUGAAGGAGAAGCAAAAACACCGCAUCGCUUUGUUGACUUCUCAGUACGAAUACCAGAUUGAGAGUAUGGUGCAUGAAAAGACGGGAAAGCUAGAAUCCUGGCAAGAAGAAGAAGCUCGUCAGUUGAACGAACGACUCGCUAAGGAACUUGAUCAGCUCAAAGAAUAUCAAGCAAAGCAGCGAAUACAACUUGAGAAUACGAUAGAUAAGGUGCGUAUCACCGUCAUGCUAGCCUUUAUGAACUUAUAA
Molecule: messenger RNA, 492 nt
Organism: Strongylus vulgaris
Lineage: Eukaryota; Metazoa; Nematoda; Chromadorea; Rhabditida; Strongylidae
Source: the annotation of a GenBank genome assembly